AUGAUAGACAAGGAGACAUUCUUGACAACAACGAUGGAGAACGAGCAACACGAUAGACAAGGAGACAUUCUUGACAACAACGAUGGAGAACGACUUCUAGAGCAACACGAUAGACAAGGAGACAUUCUUGACAACAACGAUGGAGAACGACUUCUAGAGCAACACGAUAGACAAGGAGACAUUCUUGACAACAACGAUGGAGAACGACUUCUAGAGCAACACGAUAGACAAGGAGACAUUCUUGACAACAACGAUGGAGAACGACUUCUAGAGCAACACGAUAGACAAGGAGACAUUCUUGACAACAACGAUGGAGAACGACUUCUAGAGCAACACGAUAGACAAGGAGACAUUCUUGACAACAACGAUGGAGAACGACUUCUAGAAAUACACGAUAGACAAGGAGACAUUCUUGACAACAACGAUGGAGAACGACUUCUAGAGCAACAAGAUAGACAAGGAGACAUUCUUGACAACAACGAUGGAGAACGACUUCUAGAGCAACACGAUAGACAAGGAGACAUUCUUGACAACAACGAUGGAGAACGACUUCUAGAAAUACACGAUAGACAAGGAGACAUUCUUGACAACAACGAUGGAGAACGACUUCUAGAGCAACACGAUAGACAAGGAGACAUUCUUGACAACAACAAUGGAGAACGACUUCUAGAGCAACACGAUAGACAAGGAGACAUUCUUGACAACAACGAUGGAGAACGACUUCUAGAGCAACACGAUAGACAAGGAGACAUUCUUGACAACAACGAUGGAGAACGACUUCUAGAGCAACACGGUAGACAAGGAGACAUUCUUGACAACAACGAUGGAGAACGACUUCUAGAGCAACACGAUAGACAAGGAGACAUUCUUCACAACAACGAUGGAGAACGACUUCUAGAGCAACACGAUAGACAAGGAGACAUUCUUGACAACAACGAUGGAGAACGACUUCUAGAGCAACACGAUAGACAAGGAGACAUUCUUGACAACAACGAUGGAGAACGACUUCUAGAGCAACACGAUAGACAAGGAGACAUUCUUGACAACAACGAUGGAGAACGACUUCUAGAGCAACACGAUAGACAAGGAGACAUUCUUGACAACAACGAUGGAGAACGACUUCUAGAGCAACACGAUAGACAAGGAGACAUUCUUCACAACAACGAUGGAGAACGACUUCUAGAGCAACACGAUAGACAAGGAGACAUUCUUGACAACAACGAUGGAGAACGACUUCUAGAGCAACACGAUAGACAAGGAGACAUUCUUGACAACAACGAUGGAGAACGAAAUCAGUAA
This is a messenger RNA of Ixodes scapularis (black-legged tick), 1299 nucleotides long. RefSeq lists its product as uncharacterized. The record is from RefSeq and is a predicted model, not a curated record. Bases 1 to 1299 code for a protein of 432 amino acids. The transcript has 24 exons. Lineage: Eukaryota; Metazoa; Arthropoda; Arachnida; Ixodida; Ixodidae.